AAAAAAUGCAUUAAUCAAGAGAUUAUAUGUGGGCAAGAACUUCUCCACCAAGGGCAUCUCCUCAUCUGUAUCAUCUCAUUCAAGUUCAAGGCAAUUGGUGUGGUUUCAUUUGUCUUCUUCGACAAAACCUUAUCCUAUAGUUGUCACACAUUUGUAAAAAGGAAGCUAGAAGGCAAAGUAGCGCUCAUCACAGGAGGAGCAAGUGGGAUUGGCAAAGCAACAGCCGGAAAAUUCAUCAGCCAUGGCGCCAAAGUCAUCAUCGCCGAUAUCCAACCGCAGCUCGGGGAAGAAACCGCGCAAGAACUCGGUCCAAACGCUGCAUAUUUCCACUGCGAUGUGACCAAAGAAUCAAACAUCGCCAACGCGGUUGAUUUCGCUGUCUCGCUACACACACAGCUUGACAUCAUGUACAACAACGCCGGUAUUCCCUGCAAGACGCCUCCUAGUAUCGUCGAUCUUGAUCUCAAUGUUUUCGACAAGGUAAUGAACACAAAUGUCCGUGGAGUCAUCGCCGGAAUCAAACACGCUGCUCGUGUGAUGAUCCCUCGUAACUCCGGAUCCAUCAUUUGCGCAGGGAGUGUCACGGGGAUGAUGGGAGGAUUAGCGCAACACACUUACAGCGUCUCGAAAUCCGCGGUUAUCGGAGUUGUGAGAUCAACGGCUUCAGAGCUAUGCAGGCACAGGAUCAGGGUCAACUGCAUUUCACCUUUCGCAAUCACGACGUCGUUCGUGAUGGACGAGAUGCGGCAGGUUUACCCUAACGUCGACGACUCGAGGCUGGUCCAGAUAGUGCAGAGCACGGGAGUGUUGAACGGAGAGGUUUGUGAACCGGUCGACGUAGCUAACGCAGCGGUUUACCUCGCGUCCGAUGAUUCAAAGUAUGUGAAUGGGCAUAAUCUAGUGGUAGAUGGAGGAUUCACAACUGUAAAGACUUUAGAUUUCCCUGCACCUGAUCAACUGAAAUAA
Messenger RNA from Thlaspi arvense, 966 nucleotides. NCBI's taxonomy places the organism in Eukaryota, Viridiplantae, Streptophyta, Magnoliopsida, Brassicales, Brassicaceae. The record is from the annotation of a GenBank genome assembly.